Molecule: messenger RNA, 1335 nt
Organism: Tachyglossus aculeatus (Australian echidna)
Lineage: Eukaryota; Metazoa; Chordata; Mammalia; Monotremata; Tachyglossidae
Gene: CEACAM16
Product: CEA cell adhesion molecule 16, tectorial membrane component
Exons: 6
Coding region: 1-1335 (444 amino acids)
Source: RefSeq, a predicted model, not a curated record
AUGGCGGGAGAUGGAGUUCCAUGCUCCAGCCUCCGCCCGGAUUUCCAGCGGGAAAACGCUAAACUCUCCGUCCGCAGAGCGAGUGACAGCGGAGGCCGAUGGCGACGGUGGCGUCUCCCUCGGGCUGCGGGGGCCCUCCCGCCCGGUGGGGCCACACCUGGACUGGGCUGUUCCUCGCAGGGCUGGGACGUGACACUGUCGGUCAGCGGGGCCCCUGGCGGCCUGCUGCUCUACAAUUGGUACCGGGGGGCGUCUCUCAGCCUGUCUCAGAUGAUCCUCAGCUACGUCAACGCCACCGAGAUCCAGACGCCCGGGGCGGCCUACAGCGGCCGGGAGGCCAUUCACCGCAACGGCUCCCUCCUGAUCCAGAGAGUAACCGUAAACGAUUCCGGCAGCUACCUUCUACAAUCCAUCAACCCGCACUUCCAGACAGAAAUAGCGUUUGGCUUUUUGAGGGUUUAUGAAAGGUUUUCCAAGCCCAGGGUCACAGCGAAUGGGACCAAUGUGUUGGAGUACAGAGACUCCGUCGAGCUCACUUGUGUCACCAGCCACAUCGCUGACAUCCGCUGGUACUUCAACCACCAGCUCAUCCCGGGCAGCGGCCGGUUCCUAAUGAGGCCGGGGGUCCGAAGGGAGGAGGCUGGAGUUUACCAGUGUGAAGUCUGGAACCUGCUGAAUGCCAACCGAAGUGACCCCAUCCAGCUCACCGUCAACUAUGGGCCGGACCACGUGACGAUCACCCAUGAAUCGGCGGUGCGCAAGGGCUGCACCAUCGAGGCAGAGCUCAACUCUAUGCUAACGUUGCGGUGCGUCACCGAGUCCUGCCCCGAGCCCCAAUACCAGUGGACCCUGAACGGCACUAGCAGGGGGCACCCUCAGGACUCCCUGCUCAUCGGCGCAAUGAGCUGGGAGCACCAGGGCGUCUACACCUGCAUCGCCCAAAAUAACAAGACUCACCUCUCGGCCUCUGCCAUCGUCUUCCUCACAGUGGCCGUCAUGCCCUCAGGCGCAUUGAUUGUGCCCAUUCCUGCGCGCCAGGUGGAGGGACAAGAUGUGACCCUGUCCGUCCAGGGCUGCCCCCGGGACCUCCUGGUGUACGCCUGGUACCGAGGGAUGGCGGCUGAGCCCAACCGUCUGGUCAGCCAGUUGCCACUGGGGAACUGGAUAGCGGGGCCGGCCCACAGCGGCCGGGAGACCGGUUUCCCCAACUGCUCCUUGCACAUCCAGCACUUGAAUGCCAGCGACUCAGGCCGCUACACCCUCAAGACCGUCACCCUGCAGGGCAAGACCGAGACGCUGGAGAUCGAGCUGCGGGUCCUGAGCUAUUGGCGCUAA